Messenger RNA from Lachancea fermentati, 996 nucleotides. The record is from the annotation of a GenBank genome assembly. Lineage: Eukaryota; Fungi; Ascomycota; Saccharomycetes; Saccharomycetales; Saccharomycetaceae.
AUGAAUCGGGUUAUUGCAGAUUCGCAGGUGAAGAACUACUUUCUUAAAGCUUCGAGAACAGCGCUUCUCGAAUACAUUGGUGGGCUAUGCCAGGCCCUACAGAGAUAUACGUUGAACCCGGACAUCAUUCCUCCCCGGAUUGUGCAGACAACACCCGACGGUACGACAUUGCACAUGUUCAUGCCUGUUAUCGAUGACGUUUUUAGUGGUGUUAAGACACUGGGGUACAACGCGAGCAGCGGCGAGGGGUUUACGGGCGUAGUGAACGUGACUGACUCGCAUUCGGGGAGCCUCGUUGGAGUGGUGAUGGCCAAGCAGCUCACGGCGGUGAGAACUGCAAUGACCAGCUGCAUUGGGCUUGUGGACCAAAUCAAGAGAUUCGGCAGCCAUGUUGAAAUUACAGCUUUCGGUACGGGUUUGCAGGUGUUCUGGCACGUCGUUCUGGCUUAUAGGCUUUUGGAGGCGAGAUCUGUGACGAUAAAUGUGGUUUACCGCUCUGCGCCCAUGGAUGUUGCAUCCUUGCAAAGCCUCUUGCCGAAUGCGAACUUUGUGCAGGUGCAAUUAGAUGACAAGAAUGCCAUUUCAGAAGCGGUGUCGCAUAGCGACGUCAUUUUCGGCUGUGUACCCUCGCAACAACCAGCCUUGCUGUUGCGAGACCUCGAGAAAAGUAAUAGGCCUUCGUUUACCUACGUUUCUCUGAUCGGUAGUUACAAGCCGCACAUGCACGAGUGUGACGGUGCAUUGAUUGAGCGUUUUCAAGCGCAACACGCUAAGAUUAUUGUGGACUCCAAGGAGCACACGUUGCUCGAGGCUGGAGAGCUGAUUGACGCGCAGGUUGCCCCAUCGGAACUAGUUGAGGUGGGUGAACUUGGGGCAGAUUCGAAGAUCACGAUGAAAUGUGAAAACGGCAAACAAGUGAAUCUUUGUAAGAUCGUCGGACUAUCAAUUAUGGAUAUAAGUGUUGCUAAGAUUUUGUUGGCAAACUUGAGCGCUUGA